Molecule: messenger RNA, 505 nt
Organism: Pseudogymnoascus verrucosus
Lineage: Eukaryota; Fungi; Ascomycota; Leotiomycetes; Thelebolales; Thelebolaceae
Exons: 3
Coding region: 140-343 (67 amino acids)
Cellular component (GO): endoplasmic reticulum
Source: RefSeq, a predicted model, not a curated record
CUCAACUCCAACGACGAUCCAUCUUCCAACAAUUAUCCCAAUUAACUCCCGAUAAACCUACAAUCUCAUAUUCGAAUAGAAUUCGAUCAGAUCAACUUCGGAAACCUACCGAGAUCGCUCCAAGUAACACACAGCCAAAAUGGCGCAAACACCACAACAACGGAUUAGCAACCAGAAGUUUGCCAAAGUGAACACGGCCAAGAUGGGAAAGCCAGAGGGCACAUUGAAGAAGAAACAGCAAACAUUUAAGUCGCCGGUGUCUCCUAUCUGGCUUAUCCUUUUAGCAUUCGUGGUGUUCGGCGGCCUGAUAUUCGAGUUAAUUUCGAGGAUAUUCUUCAGAUAAAUGAGGCGGAUCAAGGCGGUGGUGAAAUCGAUACGAGGGGCAAGCGCAACGUGGCUAUAUCCAACAAAAUGCGCGACCGGAACUUCAAGCUACACAUUGUACCAAACAUUAUACCUCAGACUCAAUUUAACAUAAGAAUUGAAGAUUGAUGCUUUCCAAGUC